Osmia bicornis bicornis is the source of this 3395-nucleotide messenger RNA. RefSeq names its product ankyrin repeat and zinc finger domain-containing protein 1-like. Gene Ontology annotation, molecular function: protein binding. Bases 132 to 2483 code for a protein of 783 amino acids. The transcript has 12 exons. The record is from RefSeq and is a predicted model, not a curated record. Lineage: Eukaryota; Metazoa; Arthropoda; Insecta; Hymenoptera; Megachilidae.
GUAGUGGCCUUGCUAACUUUUCGUUCUGGGAGUUUAUCAACUGUUUCCGUAUUUUUGUCAACCGUUCAUUGAAUUUCUUUUCCACCCUGCUUUCAAAAACACCUUCAUCUGCGGAAACAUUGCAAUACGUCAUGGAUCAUCAAAUGUUUAAAAUAUACAAUUUGGAAGAUUUUAACAGAAUCACAAAAGGAAUUAAAGUUGCACAAUGCAUGCAAUCUCGAUCGUCAUCUGUUUCAGAAACUGAAAAGGUAUUGAGUCAAUUAGAUGACUUAGUUGUAUCAGACUCCUUAAGUUGUUCAUUUUGCAAUGCAAUAUUUGAAGAUAAAGCACAACAGAGACUUCAUUACAAAUUAGAUUGGCACCGGUAUAAUUUAAAGCAACGUUUAAAUGGAUUGAAGCCUAUUAGCGAGGAUAAGUUUAGUCUCUUAGCUGAUGAAGGGGAUGUUUCAAGUUUAUCUGGAAGCGAUGCUGAGUCUGAAAAUGAGGAUGAGACCUAUGUCUCAGAAACAGGUAAUUCUCCAAGUGGACUUGGGGAAAAUAAGAGCACUGCAGUGAAGAUCAAGAAAACAGAGAGGAAAGCAAGGAAUGCAGAGUCAAUUUCUGAUAGUUCAGACACAGAAUGUUCUGAUGAAACAGUGAAAGGAAAAAAACUUGAAAGUUUAAUGGUCACUGCUAAUCGUCAUUCAAAAGUCUUCUUUGAAAAUGAUGAUGGAAAUAUAUUCAGUAUAUACAGGUGUUUACUCCAUCAUAAGAAGGAAAUUCCUGAGGUAGACAAUGAGAUGAUUGCUCAAGCAUUAGACAGCGGGAGGAAAACAACGUGGACCGUUAUCAUGAUUGGUGGGGGGCAUUUUGCUGCUGCUGUAUUUCAAGAUGGAGAACCAAUUGUGCAUAAGACCUUUCAUUUUUAUACUGUAAGAGCCAAGCAAGGAUUUGCCCAAAGUUCACGUACGACUAAUCAUCCGAAAAGCGCUGGUGCUAGUUUGCGUCGUUAUAACGAAGCUUCGCUUCUUCAGCAUGUACAAGACAUACUCGAAUCAUGGUCAUCCCAUAUUAACAAUUCUUCUCUGAUUCUAUACAGAGCGGUUGGACCGUAUAAUCGUACUGUAUUAUUUGGAGGAAAAAAUCCGCCUUUAGAUAAAAAUGAUGCAAGAUUAAGACCAUUGCCGUUCCCUACUCGUAGAGCAACGUAUAAUGAAGUUAAAAGGGUGUAUGAUAUAUUAAGUACCAUGGAAAUUUAUGGAUCUGCAGCUGACUUUACGGAUUGCUUUCCUAUUUCACCACGACAGCCUCUGAGGAAGAAAGUUUCAAAAGUUGAGGUAAUCGAUGAAACUUUGGAAAAAGUGGAGAAUGAAGAAUACGAUUCUAUUACUGCCAAUAACAUACGUAAUCCCCAAGAUAACGAUAAGAAUAAAAUACCUGCUCAACCAUCUCCUGAAAGACAGCAGAGAAAUUCUCGGUCUCAUAUAGAUAGAGCGAAACCAAGAAAAAGUCCGUGCCGUCCUUUACCAGAUAUUGUUGCAAAGUUAGCACGGUCAUCUUCGGAAUCAGAGCUAGACAGUCAGAUAGGAACUGUUGGUGUACCAAUGGACAUUACUCUGGUCGAGCAAGAAUUAGAAAUCGAAUUUAAUGAACAUUUACUAGCUUUCCAAGAUACUGUACCGAGAUAUAUGAAAAACAAGAAAACUCGACGUCAAAGAAAGAAACAGAAAAAGGAUGACUGCAUUAUGAACGAAUCGCUAACUAGCGCAAAGAUGAAGUUAUGGUCGGCGUGCAAAGUAGGUGACAACGAUCUACUGUCGUCUCUUAUUGAUGACUUACUAAUGGAAGCAGAAAAAAAUACAGAGUUGGAGGAUCAGAACAAAGGAGAUAUAACUGUUGAGAGUAACUCGAUCAUACAUAAAAAUGAUGUAACAAAGUUAGUGAAUGAUCCCAACGAGGAUGGUAAUACAAUGUUACACGUAGCAGCUCUCAGUGGGCAUCUAAAAUCGGUGUGGCGAUUGUUGGAAGCUGGUUCAGAUCCCUGUAACAAAAAUAGAAAAUUACAAACUCCGUAUGCAGCGGCGAACAAUAAGGAAACUAGAAACGUGUUUAGAAGAUUUAUGGGCGCCAAUCCCGAUAAGUUCAAUUAUAGUAAGUCUCAAAUACCUGGACCACUUACUGAUGAAAUAGAACAAGAGGAAUCGGAAAAAAAGAGACAAUAUAGAAAAUUGAAACGAGAAAAAGAAAAGUUGAAAAAGAAAGAAUUUGAUUUGAAGAAGCAGGAGGAAGACGCUAAGCAGAGAUUCCUUAAUCUUAACGAUAGAGAAAAGAGAGCAGUAGCUGCUGAACAACGUAUUUUAAAACAAGGAUGCUCUGUGGUUUCACGAUGCUUUCAAUGUGCUGUCAAUAUGGCUGGUCAGGUACCAUUCGAGUACAAUUGCAAUCGUUUUUGUUCUAUGCCAUGUUUGAAAGAGCAUCGUCUUCGCAACAAGGUUGUUACCUGAUGGCAUUCUAUGUAUGAAAUCGCAGUUAAGUUAUACUUUUAUAAACGUACCGUAUGUUGUCAAAAUGUACAAAUUACAAUAAUAGUAUGAUUUGUGCACCUGUGUGCAGAGGCGAUUAAAGGAAAUCUUCUCUUUGCACGCACGCAUGUGAAUAAAGUUAAAAUGAAAUACACUUAUAAUUUUCGGCAAUAAUAAAACUUAUACAGUAAAGUAAAUUCCUUAUGUUUUUUAAUAUAAAUAAUACAUAUUUAUUAUCUAAUUUAGAUAAAAUUUCUUGCCUGUAUUUUUCAAGUGUCAAAAAAUCAAACUUGAUGUUACAUUCAAGAAUUUUUAUAACAUAUGCAUCGUGACAAAAGAAAUAAACUUGUACAAUAAAGUAAAUUAAAAUUUAUAAAUUUUAUUCCUUUAUUUUUUAGUCAAAAAUUCAAUUAUAAGGAGUAAGUAGUAUAUAGAGAGCAUAUGUCUUUUUUUUUUUUUUAAAUUAAAUACACUUUAUAUACUUUUUAUGUUGAUUACUAUUUUAAUGUAUAACAUCGUUAAUUAUAUAUUAAAUGACAUAUAUAAAGAACUAACAUCUUUUAUGCUAACAAUAAACAGUAACUAAGUUUCACACUCAUGACCGCAUUUAUUACAUUCAUACCAGAUUUACGAUAUUAUAACAUCAGAUUGUUAUAAUAACAUCGUAAUCAUUGUAAUGUUUAUGCGAAAAACCGAGUCUUUGGAAGUAUAAUAGAUGGAUAAAUCUCUUUUUAUAUAAAGUUCGAAUACCAUCCGUUUUUCAUAAAUAAAAUUUAAAACAGUGCAUUCACACGUGAAUCUCAUCGAUGACUAGUAUAUAAAGGAAUAUCAAUUUUUCAAUACUCAUACCAUAAAAUUAUGGUAACGUUUAUAGUCGGUGGUAUACGAGAAAAA